UCCACUUCUCGAACAAAAAUGAGGCGAAUUUUUCUCGUCUUUCUGUUUUUCACUUCAGUUCUAUUCUUUUUCUCGUCUCCGACGAUUGCAGAUGACCCAAUAGGAUAUGGGUACAAACUCAGAUCAGUCAAAGUUGACGCUUCAGGCAAGUCACUGACUGUAAUUCUUGAUGUGCUCCAGAAUUCAUCCAUGUACGGGCCAGAUAUCCCAAAUCUCCAGCUAACAGCCAGCUUCGAGACCGCUGAUCGGUUGCGAGUGCAUAUCACGGAUUUGAAUAACAAGAGAUGGGAAGUUCCAGAACAGAUUAUCUCUAGGAAUGCUGAGCCCCCCACUUCUGAGCCCCCCACUGCUGACCCCCCCACUGCUCAGCCCCCCACUACUGAGUCCCCCACUGCUCAGCCCCCCACUUCUGAGUCCCCCACUGCUCAGCCCCCCACCUCUGAGUCCCCCACUGCUGAGCCCCCCACUUCUGAGCCCCCCACUUCUGUUUAUUCCCUACUUGACACUGCUGAUCCCCCCACUGCUGAUCCCCCAACAGCUGAGUCCCCAACACCUUCAGAAUCAGAAAAGAACUCAAGUCUAACUAUUGAAGGGUCUGAUCUCAUUUUCGCAAUCCAUAAUGAUCCCUCCUUUGGUUUUACAGUAACCCGUAAAUCUUCUGGAGAUGUUCUCUUCAACACUACUGGAGGGAAUGCAACAGAUUCCAACAGCAAUUUGUUUGUGUUCAAGGACCAGUACAUCCAAAUCUCAACCUCAUUACCAGCAAACAAAUCUUCCUUGUAUGGUUUAGGUGAACAAACUAAGAGAACUUUCCGUAUGAAGAGCGGCGACAAGAAAACCUUGUGGAAUUCUGAUACUUCUAGUCGUAGUGUAGAUAACAGUCUGUACGGAUCUCACCCAUUUUACGUCGAUGUUCGAUCACCGAUGAAGGAAGGUGAUUCCGCCGGAAAUACUCAUGGUGUUUUGUUCCUCAACAGUAACGGAAUGGACAUUCUAUAUGAAGACUCCAAAUUAACCUAUAAGACUAUUGGAGGUGUUGUAGAUUUCUACUUCUUUGCAGGUCCUUCACCAAAGGCUGUUAUCGACCAGUAUACACAACUCAUUGGUCGUCCUGCUCCUAUGCCAUACUGGGCAUUUGGAUUUCAUCAGUGCCGAUAUGGAUAUAAAAGUGUAUCUGUUCUUGAGGAAGUAGUUGCUGGGUAUGCAAAUGCCAGUAUCCCUCUUGAAGUUAUGUGGACAGACAUUGAUUACAUGGAUAAGUACAAGCUUUUCACUCUUGAUCCCGUCAACUUCCCAGCUGACAAAAUGAAUGCUUUUUUGGAUAAACUUCACCAAAAUGGCCAGAAAUAUGUUGUCAUUGUGGAUCCUGGAAUUGGCAUUAAUGACACAUACGGCACAUACACAAGAGGUAUUGAAGCAGAUAUAUUCAUCAAGUAUGGCGGCAAACCUUAUCAAGGCAAGGUCUGGCCUGGAGAUGUCCAUUUCCCUGAUUUCCUUAACCCGGCAACAGGACCUUACUGGACAAAUGAAAUUGCCAUGUUCCUGAAGACUCUCCCUAUUGAUGGUAUUUGGCUUGACAUGAAUGAAGCAGCAAACUUUAUUACAUCUCCUAUUGAUCAAAAUUCUACCAUUGAUAAUCCUCCCUUCAAGAUCGGCAACGGCAGGAACAUCAACGGUGGAGCUAUUCCUCCAUCUUCUCUUCAUUACGGAAACAUGACUGAGUACAAUCUUCACAACACAUUUGGUCACGUAGAGGCCAAAGUAACAAACGCAGCUUUGGUAGAGGUGACCAAGAAAAGGCCAUUUGUACUCAGUAGAUCAACUUUUGUUGGGUCAGGAAAGUAUGCAGCACACUGGAGUGGUGAUAAUGGUGCUUCUUGGGAUGAUCUUGAAUUCUCCAUUUCUACAAUAAUGAACUUUGGAUUGUUUGGCAUGCCAAUGGUUGGAGCUGAUAUCUGUGGAUUUUUGGGCGGCACGACUGAGGAGCUUUGCCGACGUUGGAUUCAGGUUGGGGCGUUCUACCCAUUUUCUAGAAACCACGGUGACAUACACUCACCUUCUCACGAGCUUUAUCUAUGGGCUUCUGUAACAGAAUCAGCAAAGGAAGUUCUUGGUCUCAGAUACCAGUUACUCCCAUACUUCUACACCUUAAUGUACGAGGCUCACAUUAACGGAACUCCCAUUGCACGACCACUUUUCUUCUCAUUCCCAGAGGAUGAAGCAACUUAUGAAAUCAGCAAACAGUUCUUGCUUGGUGAAGGUGUAUUGGUGUCUCCAGUAGUGAAGGAAAGAGAAGUUACAGUUGAUGCUUACUUCCCUGCCGGUAAUUGGUUUGAUAUGUUCAACUACUCAAAUUCAGUCAGUGCAGAGAAAGGACAGAUUGUCAAACUCGACGCACCCCUAGAUAAAAUCAAUGUUCAUGUUCGCGAAGGGAAUAUCAUCACAAUGCAGGGUGCAGCUAUGACAACACAAGAAGCAAGGAAGACCGGGUUCAAACUUUUGGUUGUCGUAAGCAGCAGCGGUAAUGCUACAGGAGAAGUUUUUUUGGAUGAUGGAGAAGAAAUUGAAAUGGGAGGCAAAUCAGGAAACUGGACCUUUGUUAAGUUCUCUGGUGGUGUCUCAGGGGAUGAGAUGACAAUUCAGUCAGAAGUCACAAAUGGUGACUUUGCUGCGGCUCAGAAAUGGGUCAUUGAGAAGAUUGUUUUUGUGGGUUUGAAAAAGAAGACUGCUACUUUCAGAAGGCAUUGGUUGGACCUCUUUGUUAACGAUGCUCCAGCGUCGAAUGUGACAUUUGACUGGAAGGGUGCUUUUGGUGUUGCAGAAGUCGCAGGGUUAUCCCAGUCAAUUGCAGAGAGUUUCGACCUGAAGUUUCCAAUCAAGUACUAGUAAUUAGGAUAAUGCAAUCUGUAUGAAGUAAUAUUUUUUACUACCACAGAGAUGUAGUAGUAUUUGUGUUGUUAUGUUACUCUCAUGACUUCAAUAAUAAAUUGUCAUUUAAUUUU
Papaver somniferum (opium poppy) is the source of this 3002-nucleotide messenger RNA. Its product is annotated as alpha-glucosidase-like. NCBI's taxonomy places the organism in Eukaryota, Viridiplantae, Streptophyta, Magnoliopsida, Ranunculales, Papaveraceae. Gene Ontology annotation, molecular function: hydrolase activity, hydrolyzing O-glycosyl compounds; carbohydrate binding. The record is from RefSeq and is a predicted model, not a curated record. Gene Ontology annotation, biological process: carbohydrate metabolic process. The coding region runs from base 19 to 2886 and encodes 955 amino acids. The transcript has 5 exons.